Messenger RNA from Protopolystoma xenopodis, 402 nucleotides. Lineage: Eukaryota; Metazoa; Platyhelminthes; Monogenea; Polystomatidea; Polystomatidae. The record is from the annotation of a GenBank genome assembly.
AUGGAAGGCAUCACCGUACGCAUCCAGUGCAAUGUAUCCACCACCAACUUACCCAACGGUGCGGCUCCGAUUCGCUACGAGUGGAAGGAUCCCAACGGUACUGUGAUCGGUACGCAAUGGGAGUUGCGGCUUGCGCGUAUUCAACUUUCCGAGUCCGGCCUCUACGUGUGCGGAGUCUCCUCGAUGGUCGGCGACGAGCGGAUCUCCGCAAGCAUGGGCACCAUCAUCAACGUCACUCCGUAUUUUCUCGCCCCGCCUGGACAGGGAUUUUGGUAUUGCCCGGGUCUCAUCUGCCUCCAGAACAAAAUUCGAGCCCGGCUCAUCUUCAACCUUGCCUCUAUGCCACGCAGUCGUGAGUGGGUGCCACCGUAUCACUGGGACCGAUGCGGCCUUCAAGGAUAG